UACAGCUACAGUUGAUCACCAUGGCUUGUGCAUCUUCUCUUGGGUUACUGAUGCUCGCGGCGGUGGUGUCCACGGCCACCGCGCAGCUGUCGGCGACGUUCUACGACACGUCGUGCCCCAGCGCCAUGUCGAUCAUCAAGAGCGGCGUGACGGCCGCCGUGAACAACGAGCGCCGCAUGGGCGCCUCUCUGCUCCGGCUGCACUUCCAUGACUGCUUCGUCCAAGGUUGUGACGCCUCUGUUCUGCUGGCCGGAAACGAGAGGAACGCAGGCCCAAACCUCUCUCUCAGAGGCUUCGGCGUCAUCGACAGCAUCAAGACGCAGGUGGAGGCCGCGUGCAAGCAGACCGUCUCCUGCGCCGACAUCCUCGCCGUCGCCGCCCGAGACUCCGUCGUCGCGCUUGGAGGGCCGUCAUGGAGUGUUCCGCUGGGGAGAAGGGACUCCCUCGGUGCUGCUACGGCGACCCAGGUGAUCAACAGCCUUCCUCCUUCUACGGACAGCCUCGCGCAGCUCAUCAGUGCGUACGCGAGUAAAGGGCUGAGCGCAACCGACUUGGUCGCUCUAUCAGGUGCACACACGAUCGGUGUGGCGCGGUGCCGGGGCUUCAGGACGAGGCUGUACAACGACACCAACAUCAACUCCGCCUUCGCGACGGCGCUCCAGGCGAACUGCCCACGGGCAACCGGCAGCGGCGACGGCAACCUGGCGCCGCUGGACACGACGACGCCCAGCGCCUUCGACAACGCCUACUUCACCAACCUGCUGUCGCAGAAGGGGCUCCUGCACUCCGACCAGGAGCUCUUCAAUGGCGGCAGCACCGACAGCACGGUGAGGAGCUUCGCGUGCAGCGCGGCGGCGUUCGGCAGCGCCUUCGCGACGGCCAUGGUGAAGAUGGGGAACAUCGCGCCCUUGACCGGGACGCAGGGGCAGAUCAGGCUCAGCUGCUCCGCCGCCAACUCGUAGUAACUCGUAAUUAAGAAAUUUACAAGACGCCCCGGCGCAACCCGUAUUCAUGCUCAGUCCAACAAAAAGUUACAAAAUUUUGAGGAAUCGGUACCUUAUGUAUCAAAUCGUUUAUAAUCGUUAGAUCUAACAACGUAUAUUCUACUCAGAUAGAUCCAAUGAUAAGAAAUAAUUUGAUAUCUUAAGAUAAUUUUUAUUAAACCGGAACAAAUCUCCUGAGAUGUAUAUAUACUAGUACCAGUGCACAGAUCAAGAAAAGAAUAAGGCUCAGGUGCAAUUAAAAUCGUAGAGCAUGCAACGAGGGCAUGGCAUAUCAGUCGCAAGCUAUGCAUGCCUCUUAGAUUUAAUUUGUACCGGUUCUAUCUA
Molecule: messenger RNA, 1328 nt
Organism: Oryza brachyantha (malo sina)
Lineage: Eukaryota; Viridiplantae; Streptophyta; Magnoliopsida; Poales; Poaceae
Product: peroxidase 2-like
Exons: 4
Coding region: 21-962 (313 amino acids)
Biological process (GO): hydrogen peroxide catabolic process; response to oxidative stress
Molecular function (GO): peroxidase activity; heme binding
Source: RefSeq, a predicted model, not a curated record